Molecule: messenger RNA, 1023 nt
Organism: Enterobius vermicularis (human pinworm)
Lineage: Eukaryota; Metazoa; Nematoda; Chromadorea; Rhabditida; Oxyuridae
Source: the annotation of a GenBank genome assembly
CUGGUCGAUCAAGCAACAGUAACCAAAAAAUUUUCAAUUGCAGUAUAUUCGUCGAUAUGGGCUGCUUGGUCGGCAUGGUCAGUCUGUAUCAACAACGUCAGAGUUCGGGUUCGGGCCUGUAACACCGUCAGAGGAUUCUCAUGCCCUGGCAAAAAUAUGGAACAGACAGAAUGUAAUUCAACAGACGAACCGAAUGCGCAUGUUAAAGGAACUGAUUAUGAUGUAGUAGACCCUUGGGAAGAAGAUAGAAAAGAGGCAAUUAUGCAGCUAUAUCCCGACUAUGUUCAGCAAACAUCGAAGCAAACUAAACCACCCUUAAAAACCUUUGCAACAAGAAUUCCUACAUACGUAAAACCUUACAGCAGUUACUCUAGAGGUAAAUCAGAGGAAAUAGUUACAACGACCGAAAGUGGACACUUCGAAAGAACUGAUGAUUCUGAACAAGAGAGAAGUUCAGACGAAGGAUUGUUACGAAUACCAGAAUCACCUUUUACAAAUGUCAAUGAAGUACAGAAGGAAAAGCAAAAAAAACUUAUUGUCUUUCCGGUAGUCUCAAAAAAUAAUAUGGAACCUGAAUUGCCAACAACAACAGAGACAGCAACUGAGAGCGCUUAUGUAGUAAUAACCGAAAUUCCUAAAACAGUGAUGACCGAAACUGUUGAGACAGCGGUGGUUGAAGAUAAAGAAACUGUCACCGCUGCACCAUCUAAAAUGAGCGAAUUUGAAGUUACAGAGACAACAGAAGUUGAGCAUGAUGAAGCAGUAUCUACAACUACUGAAAUGACUGUGGAAGAUGCAGAAGCAGCACUUGAAAGUGUGCAGAGGUUGUUGUCUGAAGAAGCUGAUGCUGCUAUCAUAGAUAUUUCAGAAGAUUUAAAUGUUACAAGUCCAAUUCCUCCGACUCCUUUAACUUUUACAGAAACUAAAAUUAAUUUAAUAACAACAAAACCACUGAAAAUUGUUUCUGCCCAAAACACUGGAUCUUUAUCAAAUUCAGGUAAUAUUUAUUAUUCACCUUUUUAA